This is a messenger RNA of Ochotona princeps (American pika), 2206 nucleotides long. RefSeq names its product zinc finger protein 397 (gene ZNF397). The record is from RefSeq and is a predicted model, not a curated record. Gene Ontology annotation, cellular component: nucleus. Bases 191 to 1798 code for a protein of 535 amino acids. The transcript is spliced from 4 exons. Lineage: Eukaryota; Metazoa; Chordata; Mammalia; Lagomorpha; Ochotonidae.
CGCGGCUGGGGGCGCGGAGGGCAGCCGUCCCGCCCCGGCUUGCCAGGGAAAGCCGCCGCCCCCGCCCCAUGACUCUGCCGGUUCCCUGGUUUAACCGCCAUGGAAAAACAGGAGAGAAGAGAUUACACAAAGAAACUUCCUGAAGUUUAGAACCCAGUUUGACUUUUUGGCUCGGUUGGUUCAGCCCAGAAUGGAUAUGGAAUCCAGAGCAGUUUCAGCUGUGAUCUCCCAAGAUCUACGCGACCAAGGACUGAUACUAGUGAAAGUAGAAGACGGCCUCCCCUGGGGCCAGAAAUGUAAACCAAGUAGGAGCACUCAGUCCUGCCAAGAGCUGUUCCGCCAGCAGUUUCGAAGGUUUUGCUAUCAUGAGUCCCCUGGCCCCCGGGAGGCUCUGGGCCGGCUCCGCGAGCUCUGCCAGCGCUGGCUGAGGCCCGAGGUGCACACCAAGCAGCAGAUCCUGGAGCUGCUGGUACUGGAGCAGUUCCUGGCCAUCCUGCCGGAGGAGCUGCAGAGCUGGGUGCACGAGCGUCAGCCAGCCAGUGGAGAGGAGGCCGUGACCCUGCUGGAGGAGCUGGAGGGGGAGUUUGAUGAACCAGGGCAGCAGGUCUCAGCUAAUCCACAGGGACCAGCAGUGCCAUGGAAGGACAUGACAUGCCAUGUAACAUCCCAGGAAUCAACAAACAUCCAGUGCCAGCCCUUGAAGAAACAGCUGCAAUCGUGGAACCCCUGCCCUUCCCCCAAGCGUGAUUGUGAGAACAAGACAGCAAUGGAAGAGGACAUUUCAGGAGAGGAAUCACGGGGAUCUCCUCUGGGACCUUCAUUUGAAGGAAUCUGUGAGCAUGAAAACAGUUUAGAAUGGCAGCAGGGACGUGCAUUAGGAGAAAAAUCGAGAAGAUCCCCUUCCCGAGGGGGCAGUUUUAGUCAAAUGUUCUUCACAAACAAAUCUCCAGUAAAGACAGACCAUCUUGAUGACCCUCAGAGAUGUGUGAUUCUAAGUACAAACUCUGUGACAUGUCAGAAAGUUCCAGUAGAAGAGCGACCUUACAGAUGUGAUACAUGCGGGCACAGCUUCAAGCAGCAUUCCUCUCUAACACAACAUCAGAGAAUCCACACUGGGGAAAAGCCUUACAGAUGUAACCAGUGUGGCAAGGCCUUUAGUCUGAGGUCAUAUCUCAUUAUUCACCAGAGAAUUCAUAGUGGUGAGAAAGCAUAUGAGUGUAGUGAAUGUGGGAAAGCCUUCAACCAGAGCUCAGCCCUCAUUAGGCAUCGGAAGAUUCACACUGGUGAGAAAGCUUGUAAGUGUAAUGAAUGUGGCAAAGCAUUCAGUCAAAGUUCAUAUCUUAUCAUACAUCAAAGAAUUCACACUGGUGAGAAGCCUUAUGAGUGUAAUGAGUGUGGGAAAACAUUUAGCCAGAGCUCAAAGCUUAUAAGACACCAGCGCAUUCACACAGGAGAGAGACCCUAUGAAUGCAAUGAGUGUGGAAAAGCUUUCAGGCAGAGCUCUGAGCUGAUUACCCAUCAGAGAAUCCAUAGUGGAGAGAAACCCUAUGAAUGUAACGAAUGUGGGAAAGCCUUCAGUUUGAGCUCAAACCUCAUUAGACAUCAGAGAAUUCAUAGUGGAGAGGAGCCCUAUCAGUGUAAUGAAUGUGGUAAAACCUUCAGAAGGAGCUCAGCCCUGGUUCAGCAUCAGAGGAUCCACUCUGGGGAUGAAGCGUACAUAUGUAAUGAAUGUGGAAAGGCGUUCAGGCACAGAUCUGUCCUUAUGCGCCAUCAGAGAGUCCACACUGUAGACUUGUGAAUACAGUGACCAUUGUAACUACUGAAGUCAGACUGUUGUCUUUGUUAGAAGGGUUUACUUUGGAGUAAGACUCCAUAAAGGGUGUAAAUUACUAGGUUAUUAUUAUAUGGGGUCGUCUAACAGCUUUAUGCAGCUCUUCCCAAUGCUAGUACAAACUGUCCCUUGAAAACUUUUCCUAUAACUAGUAGAAGGUAGCAGAAUAAUUCCUUCCAGGUUUGUUUUGUUUACCAGUGGGAAUACUCAGGAAAUCUCAAAAGGAGAAAUGUAAGUGAAACCUCAUUUUCUUUGAGAAUGUCACGGAGAAGGUAGAGCAACCCAGCCAGUGCCACUGCAUCUGUCAGUCAGGUCUGAGGGCUGGUGUAGACAGUGUGAGGGACUUUUUGUCUCAUGAGUCCGAAAAACUUGUAC